Molecule: messenger RNA, 1214 nt
Organism: Ananas comosus (pineapple)
Lineage: Eukaryota; Viridiplantae; Streptophyta; Magnoliopsida; Poales; Bromeliaceae
Product: alpha-ketoglutarate-dependent dioxygenase alkB homolog 6
Exons: 7
Coding region: 43-894 (283 amino acids)
Source: RefSeq, a predicted model, not a curated record
CUGCUCUCUUCAACCCGGUAAGAAUCGAAGAAGAGCGAAAAAAUGGAAGAAGAAGAAGCAGCAGCAGCAGCAGGAGCAGGUGAAGAGGAGAGCGUGGUAGUGAAACUGGAGAAGCAUGUGGUGGGAUCUCUCCCCACACUCAUCUACAUCCCCAAUUUCAUCUCCAGAUCCGACCAAUUCCAGCUCCUCCACCACAUCUACGAGGUGUCAUCGUCGCGGUGGAAAUCGCUCAAGAAUCGGAGGUUGCAGAAUUGGGGUAGUGGGGUGGUGCACGAAAAGGGACUUUUGCCACAGCAACUGCCUGCUUGGCUGACAAAAAUAACCGAAAGAAUUUGCGCGCAGACGGGUUUAUUUCCGUCGCCUAUUAACCACGUACUCAUCAAUGAAUAUUUACCAGAUCAAGGGAUCAUGCCUCACCAAGACGGUCCUGCGUACUUCCCUGUCGUCGCAAUCUUAUCUCUUGGAUCGCCUGCUGUGAUCGACCUCACUCCGCACCAAAGGAUUAAAGAAUGCGCGCCUGCAGCAGUCGAGACCGAGGUGUCGAAAGAGAGAGAUAGACUGUCGCUGACGAGUGAGUUUGCACAUGAGAAGAACAUUGACCAUCAUCAUCUUUGCUCUCUUCUAUUGAUGCCGUGCAGCUUGUUUGUUUUCAAAGAUCAGGCUUAUUCAGAUUACCUGCAUGGUAUAGAAGAUUCUGAACUGCAAAGACUAGAUAAGGUUGUGAAUAUCUCAGAAGUUUCAGAGUUGGAGCAACCAAACCGUAGUCGGAUGCAGGAUGAAGCGGUUAAUUUCAGCAGCGUUGGUCAAAACGGCAUCUUACAGAGAACUUCGACUCGAGUGUCGUUAACAUGUCGUUUGGUGCCGAAAGUUCACAGGAAUCUGUUCAAGUUCUGAGUGAUAUAUCUUUCGAUAUUCUUGAAAUCUAACUGACAAUGGAAAAAUUUUUUGAUUACAAGGGGGAGUGAUAGUAGAGCAUAAAAUGCAGAGAUUAUUUGUGGAACAGAACAGUUUUGAGACGAGAGUUUUUAGGUAAACUUAUCUGUGGAGUCAUUUGAUGUAACAGUGGAUGCUAUCUUACUUUUCUUCUUUGCUCAUUAAGUUUGAUGUAAGAUAUUUCUAAUGGCUUUUUUUUUUUUUAUAAAUUCGAGAUUAGAAGCUCUAAUGUUUCUAUCAGGAAAGCAUGGAGCUUCUGCUACAGUGAGAAAUUUAACCAA